This is a messenger RNA of Neurospora tetraspora, 4341 nucleotides long. RefSeq lists its product as uncharacterized. Gene Ontology annotation, cellular component: intracellular membrane-bounded organelle; plasma membrane. The coding region runs from base 1 to 4341 and encodes 1446 amino acids. Gene Ontology annotation, biological process: calcium ion transmembrane transport; intracellular calcium ion homeostasis. The transcript has 3 exons. Lineage: Eukaryota; Fungi; Ascomycota; Sordariomycetes; Sordariales; Sordariaceae. Gene Ontology annotation, molecular function: ATP binding; P-type calcium transporter activity; ATP hydrolysis activity. The record is from RefSeq and is a predicted model, not a curated record.
AUGGCGGACAACGCAGAGAGCCCUCCCAAGGCGGGCGAAAUUCCUCCUGUCACUCGGAGACAGAGAGCCCCUACAAUUACCAUUGACACCACAGCGGUAUCUCCACAACCCCAGGAAUCUCCUGAAAGCGCCCCAAGAGGUGUCUCAUACUCACCUACCUCAUUGGGAGAGGACGCAUAUAGCCCUACCGCCAUGGACCCCAUCGCCAGUCACUGGACCCCUUCCCACCAACACUCCAACUCUCUAGGACAGAGGCCCGAAAUGCGCCAGUCCACCUCUUUCGACAGCAGAGAUAGUCGCCCAACAAGUCCUCACAAUGUCUCCAGCCCUGUUACCUACCGACCCAUGGAAAACUUCCUGUCAGUCCCCGGCGCUGCUGGCAGGUCAAGACAAAACUCAGUCAACUCCAACGAUGAGACCCGCUCGAUAACAUCAUCGCAAGGGGAGACGGUUAUUGGAGGGUCUUCCCACCAAGGCGACAAGAACGGCCGCUCCCUGUCCAGCAACACAUCGGACAACGCCCAAGUAAUCAACGACCCAGAUGCUCUCAAGCCAGACCAAGGAAGGGAGGCCGACUUCGAGGUUGUUGAUAAUCCUUUUGCCUUCACCCCCGGUCAACUCAACAAAAUGUUCAACCCCAAGAGUCUUUCCGCCUUCUGGAAGUUGGGUGGCCUUGCCGGUUUGGAAAAGGGUCUCAGGACUGAUAGGAAAGCCGGUCUCAGCAUGGAUGAGGUCCAAGUCGAUGGGCGUGUAACCUUCGACGAAGCUACUGCCCGUCCAUCUGGGAACUCACCCGACAAGCCCAAGGCUGCUGCCGAAACUGUGCUCGCCAAGACCGACAGCCACGCAGCAGAACACCAUAAGAAGCAUCAUGGAGACGACCAUUACACAUCGAGAAAGCGCGUUUUCUCCGACAACAGACUGCCAGAGAAGAAGGGCAAGAGCUUGCUGGAGCUGAUGUGGAUCACCUAUAAUGACAAGGUCCUCAUUCUUCUUUCUAUUGCCGCCGUUGUUUCGCUCGCUAUCGGACUGUACCAGACGUUUGGCCAGGCGCAUAAGCCCGGUGAAGCCAAGGUCGAGUGGGUAGAAGGAGUUGCCAUUAUUGUCGCUAUCGUCAUCGUUGUUAUGGUUGGAUCCCUGAACGACUUUCAAAAGGAACGCCAAUUUGCAAAACUCAACAAAAAGAAGCAAGAUCGUCUGGUCAAGGCUAUCCGGUCCGGCAAAACGGUUGAAAUCUCGGUUUUCGAUGUCCUGGUUGGCGAUGUUUUGCAUCUUGAGCCUGGUGACAUGAUCCCUGUCGACGGUGUCUUGAUUGAGGGCUACAAUGUGAAAUGCGACGAGUCUCAGGCCACCGGCGAGUCCGACAUCAUCCGAAAAAGGCCUGCUGACGAGGUUUACGCCGCCAUCGAGAACAACGAGAACGUCAAGAAGAUGGAUCCCUUCAUUCAAUCUGGUGCUCGCGUCAUGGAGGGCAUGGGUACCUACCUGGUCACUUCCACCGGUAUUUACUCAAGCUACGGCAGAACCCUCAUGGCGCUCGAUGAGGACCCCGAGAUGACUCCUCUCCAGUCCAAGCUGAACGUCAUUGCCGAGUACAUCGCCAAGCUCGGCGGUGCGGCUGGUCUCUUGCUCUUCAUCGUCCUCUUCAUCAUCUUCUUGGUCAAGCUUCCCAAGUCACAGCACACUCCCGCCGAAAAGGGUCAGCAGUUCUUGAACAUCUUCAUUGUCGUUGUCACCAUUAUCGUCGUUGCCGUGCCCGAAGGCUUGCCUCUUGCCGUCACCUUGGCUUUGGCCUUUGCCACUACCCGCAUGUUGCGCGACAACAACCUGGUUCGUCACCUCAAGGCUUGCGAAGUCAUGGGCAAUGCCACCACUAUUUGCUCGGACAAGACUGGUACUUUGACCCAGAACAAGAUGCAAAUCGUUGCUGGUACCCUUGGCACCACCCAUAGGUUUGGUGGCGUUGGCUCUGCCGGUGGUCUCAACCCCGAGACUCCGGACAGCCCGACUGAGGCCGACAUCUCCGCAAAGGAAGUUGUUGCCUCGCUUGAUGCCUCUGUCAAGGAAUUGCUUCUCAAGUCCAUUUCUCUCAACUCCACUGCUUUCGAAGGCGAAAUUGACGGUGUCAAAUCUUUCGUUGGCUCCAAGACUGAAACCGCCCUUCUCGAGUUCGCCAAGGAGCAUCUUGCCAUGAGCCCUAUUGCCGAGGAGCGUGCCAACGCCAAGAUCCUGCAUCUGAUCCCUUUCGACUCUGGACGCAAGUGCAUGGGCGUUGUUGUGGCGCUUGACAACGGCAAGGCACGGCUUUAUGUCAAGGGUGCCUCUGAGAUCAUGCUAGAAAAGUGCACCCAGAUUCUGCGCGACCCCUCCAACGGCAUCACUGCUGGCCCCUUGACCGCCGAGAACCGCGAGACCGUCUUGAAGCUCAUUGAGACGUACGCGCGAAACUCGUUGCGCACCAUCGGCAUCAUCUACCGGGACUUCCCUCAGUGGCCUCCUGCCAAGGCGCGCCGUACUGGAGAGGACAAGGAGGAGAUCGUCUUUGAGGAUAUUUGCAACCAGAUGAUCUUUGUCGGCAUGGUUGGUAUCAAGGAUCCUCUGCGCCCUGGUGUUCCCGAGGCCGUCCAGCUGUGCCAGAAGGCAGGAGUCGUUGUCCGCAUGGUUACUGGUGACAACAAGAUCACUGCUGAAGCAAUCGCCAAGGACUGUGGCAUUCUCCAACCUAACAGUCUCGUUAUGGAAGGUCCCGAGUUCCGGAACCUCAGCAAGUCCAAGCAGGAAGAGAUUAUUCCCCGGUUGCACGUACUUGCCCGUUCCAGUCCCGAGGACAAGCGCAUUCUGGUCAAGCGUCUCAAGGAUAUGGGCGAAAUUGUUGCUGUCACCGGUGACGGAACCAACGAUGCCCCUGCCCUGAAGAUGGCCGAUGUCGGCUUCUCGAUGGGUAUCGCUGGUACUGAAGUCGCCAAGGAGGCAUCCGCUAUUAUUCUCAUGGACGACAACUUCAACUCGAUUGUCAAGGCCUUGAAGUGGGGACGUGCUGUCAAUGAUGCCGUGAAGCGCUUCCUUCAGUUCCAGCUUACUGUCAACAUUACUGCCGUCAUCCUCACCUUCAUCUCUGCUGUCUCCAACAGCGAGCAGGACUCCGUCCUUACCGCCGUGCAGCUUCUGUGGGUCAACUUGAUCAUGGAUACUCUUGCCGCUUUGGCGCUCGCCACCGAUCCUCCUUCCGACAGUGUCUUGGACCGGAAGCCUGAACGCAGGGGUUCUGGCAUCAUCUCGACGACCAUGUGGAAGAUGAUCAUCGGUCAAGCCAUCUACCAACUGGCCAUCACCUUGUUGAUCUAUUUCGGCAAGCAAGGUGUUUUGCCCAACUACGAUGACAACGUUACGGAUGAUCAGAUCCAGACUCUUGUCUUCAACACGUUUGUGUGGAUGCAAAUCUUCAACCAAUGGAACAAUCGUCGUCUGGAUAACAACUUCAACAUUUUCGAAGGACUCACCAAGAACUUGUUUUUCCUGGGCAUUUCCGCCAUUAUGAUGGGCGGUCAGAUCUUGAUUAUCUUCGUGGGUGGCCAAGCCUUCAACAUUGCCAAGGACAAGCAAAGCGGAGCCAUGUGGGCAUACGCUUUGAUUCUGGGCUUCAUCUCCAUCCCUGUCGGCAUGAUCAUCCGUCUCAUUCCCGACUCGUUGGUUGAGCGUUUGGUGCCCGAAUAUAUCAAGAGGAGGGCUAACAAGACGCCUGACUUGACGGUCUCUGAUGAUGAGCGGUUCGAGUACUACCCGCCUGCUUUCGCCGAGGUCAGGGACGAGCUGGCCUUCCUGAAGCAGUUCAAGGGUGGACGUAUCAACAACCUCAAGUUCGCCAUGAAGCAUCCUCGCGAGACCUUCAUGCCCAAGAGGAGCGCUUCCCACAGCAGGUCAAACUCCAAGUCCAACUCGAUCAAUGUCCCUAUGACACCAAUCCGCCAGGAUAGCACCGGCGCCGCUCCUUCAAUCGCCCCCCCUACACCUGAUUCUAGGAGACGGAGCAGAAGCACGCGGUCCAGGUCCAACAGUGCUCUCGGGGCAUCUAUGGUGAUGACUGGUAUUAUUGCUGGUAGUGUCGCCGCGGGAUGGGCGCCGUCACCUGUUGAGCGCCGGCCGGAUUCCGAUUUUGGCCUGUUCCCUCCUAAGCCGAGCCCACAGGCCGAGUCUUCGCAAUCUGAAGUGCAGCCCUCGCAGCGAUCUCUCACCCCUUCCAUUAAUGAGGAGCAGGAGACGCCCGAUGUUGUCCCCAGCAGCGUGGAGCAGACUGUUCCCAUCCUCAGUGUGCCCAAGCCACCAGGGAAGAAGUCGGCUUGA